Molecule: messenger RNA, 8578 nt
Organism: Nasonia vitripennis (jewel wasp)
Lineage: Eukaryota; Metazoa; Arthropoda; Insecta; Hymenoptera; Pteromalidae
Gene: kibra
Product: protein kibra
Exons: 15
Coding region: 1574-5809 (1411 amino acids)
Biological process (GO): regulation of hippo signaling; negative regulation of organ growth; regulation of DNA-templated transcription
Cellular component (GO): cytoplasm
Molecular function (GO): molecular adaptor activity; kinase binding
Source: RefSeq, a predicted model, not a curated record
AGCCGGCGCAGUGUACGGCACACGGCGGGACAGCUCGGCCGCGCGGCUUGCUCCUUUCUUUUUCUUUCGGCGCGCGCUACACUACUCGUCUACCCACCCGAGUUUCGUCGUCCUCGCUGCGGCUUUGUAAUAUUUGUCGCGCCCGAGUCUUGUGACGAUAUUGUACGGCAGAAGAAGACGAGGAGAAGGAGAAAGAACACGGCAGCGGGGAGAGGAAAGAGGACGGGACGGUGGUCGGCUCUCGUUCGGGGAGAAAGCGCGCUCUGCGCGCGUAUAGCCGAGUAGUGUCUGAAGUUUUUCGACUCGCGGCGGCGCGCGACAGUGAUGUGUCGGUGGGUGUUUUCAAAAGGCGCGACGAGCAGCGGGCUGCCGUCGUGAGAGUCGUGAGCUCGGCUCGAAUUCUCCGUCUAGCGAGUAGCCGAAGUCUGCCGUGGAAGCAGUGGCCUGUGGCAGAGUGCGCGCAACGGCCAGCGGCAGCGCGGCAGCGCGGCAGCGCGACAGCGGUAGAGCCGUAGAGGUCUAGAGGACGGCACGGCCUCUCGUUUAAAUAUAGAAACUCGCCGUGGCAGCACAUAAGUAUAGCGCAGCACUGGCACUGGCAGCAGCGGCGGCGGUAGUCUAGCGCUCGAAAAUUCUCCAAGGUUUCGUAAAAGAGCGCUUUGGAAUUCCGCGCGAAAGUGUCGUCGCCGUCGUCGAUGGGCAGAAGACGCAGGAGAAGGAGGCGCAGCGAAGCCAGCAGUUGAGCAAUGCUUCUCGACGGAGCCGCUCUCUUACAUCGCGGAUUCUUUCGGCUCCACAGCCAACGAGCUCCUGCAGUCCUCGCGGCUGCAGCAACCGAGAGCCAGCAGUAAAAUCGAGAGCAGCGGGAAUUUUCUCGGCAAAGCAGCGGCGGUACCUAACUUUGAAAAGGAGGUUACCAGCGGAGAGAGGGAGAAAAAACAAGAAGCGUGCAUACUCGCGCGCGCCCGCGCGCGCGAUAUCAAACGGUAUAAAGCAGACGAGUUUGCGUGCGUGCGUGCGUGUCUGUGUGUGUGUGUUUGUGUGUGUGCAUGUGUGCGCAUGUGUGUGCAUGUGUGUGUGUGUGUGCAGUGCUGCUCGGCCGAUCGCGUGUCGCGCUCAUGCCCAUGUUAUGCAGUGUCCAUCGAGAUAGAUCCCGCUUACGCGAGCAGCAGCCGCAGCCGCAGCAGCAGAGGAGAAAAGGGCCUGACCUUGGCUCGUUCUUCUCCCCAGCAGAUCGUCGAGUAUUCACGCGAGUCGCGCGCAUCAUGGCGAAAAUGAGUGGUGAAGUGCCAAGUGAUAUCCCGGGCAAGUAAAAAGUUGGUUCAGUGCUCAGUGGCUCCGAGAUAAGAAAAUUGAAAAAAAUAUCAGUGAAUUCCAAGAGGAGAUAUAUCUCCGUUGUUUAUACAAUCGAGAAGCUGAGGCGGCAGUAGUCAGUUUCCAGGCAUACCUCGCGAGGCAUCGAGGAGAGGAGCCGCCGACUAUAUCAUGUUAACGGUGGAAUUCCGCUCGAGAGGAAUCUGAAGGCGGGGACUCUGACGUCACUCCGCUCAUGAUAAUGAGAGCGCAGUGAAAUAUGCCAAGGAGACGGAAUGGGGAGAUACCGCUUCCGGAAGGGUGGGACGUCGCGCAGGACUACGAUGGAAAGGUGUACUUCAUUGACCACAACACGAGGAAAACUACCUGGAUCGACCCUCGUGACAGAUUUACCAAGCCCCAGACCUUCGCAGACUGCAUCGGCAACGAGCUUCCACUCGGUUGGGAGGAGGCCUACGACAAGCACGUGGGCGCAUACUACAUCAAUCAUGUUAACCAAACGACACAGCUCGAGGAUCCAAGGCAAGAAUGGCGGGCCAUACAGGAAGCUAUGCUUCGCGAGUACCUGCAAACCGCACAGGACGCACUGGAGGCGAAAAAGGAGAUCUACGACGUAAAGCAGCAGCGGCUGUGCCUAGCUCAGGACGAGUACAACCACCUGAACAAUGCGCUCAGUACCCUCGGCGCCUCGCGCACCAGCCUCUGCUCGAGCUCGAGCUCGCUCAGCACGAAAUACGAUCCGGACCUGCUCAAGUGCGACGUGGCGCUGGCGAGGAAGCGGGUCUCGCGGCUCAAGCGCGAACUGGAGCAGAUUCGCGCGGAGAUGAGCUGCACGCAGCGCGGCGUCGACACCCUGGCGAGCGUCGAGCAGAAGCUGAGCUCGCACCACGCGGGAUGCUACAACAUAACGGAGGCCCAGGCGAUAAUGACGGAGCUGCGCAACAUCCAGAAGAGCCUGAGCAGCGGCGAGAAGGAGAAGGCCGAGCUGAUGCAGUCGCUGGCGCAGCUGAAGGACGAGCUGACGAGGCUGCAGCUCUGCGAGGGCAGUCCCGAGGCGAGCACCCUCAGUCUGCCCCAGGAGAAGCUGAGCACCGCCUCGCAGACCGAUCUCUCGGGGGAGCUCGUGCCGAUCGGCACCCGGCUCGCCGAAAUGGCCCGGAUGAGGCUCCAGUACGACGAGGCCAGGAAGCGGAUCCAGCUGAUCCAGCAGCAGCUCGCCGACCUCGAGGAGAAGGUCAUACCCGGCCAGACCGAGAGCGACAAGGACAAGCUCCUGCUCUUCCAGGAGAAGGAGCAGCUACUGCGCGAGCUCCGCGGCAUAACGCCCCACACGCGCACGCAGCAGGACAUGAAGAAGAUACAGUGCGAGAUACGCAGGCUCGAGCAGGAUCUCAACAACGCGUUCGAGCUCUCCAACAAGACCAUCACCGAUCGCGUCAGGCUCCACGAGGAGAAGCAGCUGCUGCUCCAGCAGCUCAGGGACGCUCUCAGGUCGAUGGCUAUGCUCGAGGGACAGCUCAAGAGCCUCUCGGCCAGCACGCUCUCCGUGAGCAGCAGCUCGUCGCUCGGUAGUCUCAGCACGACCAGCAGCAAGGGCUCGCUCAGCUCGGGCCUCAGCUUCACUGACAUCUACGGUGGUCCCCAGUGCAUGGGCACGACGCAACAGGAGAGGCCCGUCGAUAUGGUCGACCUGCACCGCCGUGUCGAGCGCCUUCUCAAGGGCUCCGAACAGUCUGUCACCGCCGUCGCCGCCGCCGCCGCCGCCGCCAACAGCGGCAGCAGUAACGCCAGCAGCAGCAACAACAACAAUAACAACAGCGGUGGCAGCAACAACACCAACAACAACAACAAUCUCGGCACUCCGUCGCCAGGGAGGUCGCAACCCAGCCUCUCGCCCAGGUCCAGCCUGUCGAGCGUCUCGCCACCAAUCUCGCCUCUCUACGAAAACGCCCCGGUUGGACCGCCACCGGCUUAUGAACAGAUCGAGCUUCAGCGGAGACAGCAACUUAGGCUGCUGGCCUCGACGACGACUACCUCGCACCUCGACAGGAUGCAGCUUGAAGACAAGCUCGCGGAGCUUAGGUUCAGCCAGCAGACGAUACAAGAGCAACACUGCGCCAAUACCGAACACAGCCAUCACCAUCACCAUCAUCAGCAUCAGCAGCAGCAGCAGCAGCAGCAGCAGCAGCAGCAACAGUUGCAGCUACAUCAGCAGCUUCAGCUGCAGCAGCAACAACCGAAACACAACGCGCAGACGCCCAUGGACCUACAGUCCUGCAACAUGUCGCAGGGUAGCGGUCUCGGCAGGCCGGCUCUCGCUGGACUCACACAAGAACCGCCUCUGUCGCCAAUCAGCGAAACGCCACCACCCAUGGGUAUAAGGUCUCGUGCUAGCUCCUCGGGUACGAACACGAGAUCUGUCUCGGCUGCUGUAUCCGACGAAAGCGUAGCCGGGGACUCCGGUGUCUUCGAGGCUUCGAACAGGAGACGACUGUCCGGAAUUUCAGGAGCUGACACCCUCAUGAAUAACGAUGCCAACCUCGAAACGGCACAGGUCCAGAUAAAACUGAGGUACUCAAUCAGCGACGGGCUUCUUCACAUUGGCAUCGAGCGUGCAAGAAACCUUGCCGCCCUCUACAUUCCAGACAGCAUGCAAGUGUACAUAAAAGUUGCUCUGUUACCAAUGCAAGCGCCAGUGAACCAAGUAUGCUGCACGAAACCGGUGAUCGAUAUGCGGAAGCCCACCUUUGGCGAAACAUUUCCCAUUGCCGUGCCACUUAAUAAGCUCUACACGAAAACUCUGCAAGUCAAUGUUUGGUGCACGAGCGGCGAGUCUGAGGAGUGCUUGGGUUCGGCCCAAGUCUCGCUAGCAGACUUUAGUCCAGAAACGCCGAGUGUCAAAUGGUACAAUAUCCUGUCGUGUCGUUUCAUGCAACCUUCAAGCUCGUCCGAUACAAACAGCACCUCGCGAUCCUCGCAGUCGCUCUCCGCGUCGCAGCAGCAGCUGGUGAGCAAGCACGACAAGCAGGAGUCCGAUAUAUCGAUGUAUCGAGGCAGUGGUCAGAGCAGCAGCAGUAGCGCCUGUCAGAAUGCCAAGGAGGAGAGCAGCGACGAGAGCACAAUCAUUAGCUCACAGACGUCAACGCUGACCCGCAAUCAGGGUUGCGACGAGCUGCAGACAGCAGUCUCUCUAAGACUCGAGGAACUGGCCAACUGUCUGAAGAGUCCCGAAGAAGAGGAGGAAGAAGAUGGAGAUAGCGACAGUGCUAGCGGAGACAGCGACGAUAGCGACGAAGACGGAAUCAUUGUUGAGUUUAUGAUGGAGGAAAGCGUGCUUGAGGAUGUACUUGAACACGAGGAGGAUGAGGAAUUAGCGGCAGCAGAAGAAACGACGGUAGCGGUCAAUCAAACCUCGGAUAAAGAAACGAACACGGAAUGCGUCUUCAUUCCGGAACAGGGAAAGCAGAGAAGAUUAUCAGCUGCGGGAGUCGUGCCUGGUGCCGUGCACGACGACAAAAACUCUAUCGUCAUCAAGAGAAGUCAGACGUUCUCGCCGAGUGCAGCGGUUAGCCGAAACCAUUACAUAUGUAGACUAAACCGAAGUGACAGUGACAGCAGCAUGCCGCUCUAUCGCCGUGGCGGACCCUUCCAGCGCAACUCGGUGGAACGCCGUUCACUGCGCUGGCGGCGACCUUCAUCGGCUCUGAGCUGCAAGUCACCUUCGACUGUGUCAAAGUCCAAAUCAACGCACUUCCCCGCGACAGCUCGCACCUCGCUAGAUCUUGAACUGGACCUGCAAGCGCAACACGCACGCCUGACCAAUUUGCAUGAUGAACUGAGCAGGCUAAGAGAGUUGAAGCAGAGGCUUGAACAGGCUCGCGAGAAGGGUGACGUAGACAUGGCUAGUUGGCUUUUGGAAGACGACAAAUUCCAGAAUUUGAUGCAACAGGCUGAGAAUGGCAAAAACGGCAAGAGCGUUGAAGACAAGAAGGUGGAAAAAAUGCUCAGGAAGACUAGCAAAGAAAUCUACAAACUUAGGAAGACCAAGGCUGGCAAAGGCAAGCCCGAUAUAAUAUCAUUCAAAGAAAAAAUGGCUUUUUUUACCCGGAUUAACCUAAACGUGCCCCUCUUACCACCAGACGAGUCUGUCGUUGACAAGAUUACGCCCACUGGCUCCGAUCACAGAAGGUACGCCUCAGAGCCUAGCAGAAUUUCUAACAACACUGCUAGCUCCAGAAACGUUGGCUCUCAGCACAACUAUGCUAGCAGGAAAUCUAGUAGUCCCGCAGCUGUCGCAGUCAUAUCGACAAAUUCAACGGCUACUGUAGCUGCAGCAACCGACAAGACCAGCAAUGAUAAAAUUGUGAGGGAUCCGAUUGAGAGCAACGAAGUUGCACAGACUGGUGAUGCACAAAAAUCUACGACCGAGGAAGAGGAUGGUGAGCCCAAGAGGUACGAGUACGUUGUUGACCGUGUACUUGGCGUCGAAGUGUGAAAGAAUUAUAUCGUUGAAUACAGCAUGAAUUUCCCUCUUGUACAGUGUAAAAAGAGCUUCUUAUGUGUAGUGUAGUAUUGUUCGCCCACUUUAUCACUUAUAGUCGUUGAUUCCAUAGAGUAUGUUUCGUUUUCGCUGUGUAAAUACGUAUUGAAUGUGAAGACAUGAUACAAAAAUGAAACCAUCAAAAUUUGAUACUUAACAUUGAAUCAAAUGAAUUAUUGUUAAAAAAAAUGAAAGCAUAGAUUUAUUUGAGGAAAUGAUCAAAUUUAAUAUAAUGUUCAAGAGUGAAAACUAAUCCCCCCCUUGAAAAAAAUGGAAUAUUAUUAAACUAAUGUGAAUAGCAUUGUUUGUUUUAAAAAUUAGACAAAGUUUACGAAUUCAAGGCAUUCGUUUACAAAUUACACUUUAAAAUUUCUUCAAGAAUUAACUUAAACAAGUUUUUAGAAUUUAUUAAUAAACCAAGUUAAAUUUUUGAGUGUAACAGGCACGACACAUUCAUUAUUAAAAACAGUAUUUACCUUAACGAAAAAAAAUGUAGAAUGGAUUGCGCUAGAUAUGCCGUUAUAUUGUAACAGUCUGAUGACGCUAUUCAAAAUGAACCACGAAACAGAACAAUAUCUGUCCGUGCGUUGAUCGAAUUGUGCAUUCGAUUCGGAGUAAAACUAUUUAAUUUGAAUGAUAUUAACAUAAUGCCAAGAUUUGGUGAAAUUGUAUAGAAUUAUAGAUUGAUUUGUGCAGAAAAAAAUUCAAUUGUGUAAACGAAUAUUUUUAAAAUUCAUUCCAACUGUUACAAUAUAAUUCUGAAUUGUUGCAUUGUGAAAAUAGUAAGAGAGAAUGAGAAUGAGAGAGAGUGAGGGGGGGGGGGAGAGCCUGUGUUGGUAGCAAGAAAGAUAGGUUAGGCUCAAGGAAGGUUAUCCUCGCUAAUAGCUUUUUUUAUUCAGCUUCGCGAUCGAAAUACGCGAAUAAACGCUUUAAAGAAGGCUCGUCAAAGAAUGAGACUCGAUUGGAGUUUGGCAAACUUUUUGUAAAUAACAACAAUUAUUCAAAGCUCGUUUUAAAAGUGAGUGAGAACUGUCACACAGGUUUUUUCAUGUUUUAAAGAAUAUUGUUCAUAUCCUUGAAUUGUUGUUGUUUGCAAUUAUUUACGUUGGAAGGAAAAUACAGGUGCCAUGCACGACUGAACUGUAAUACGAAACAUCAAAAUUUUGAAAACUAACAAAUUCAAAGUUCAACGCUGUAAUAUGAUAUAUCAUUCAAAGAAAUUAAAAGGAAAGCAGAGCAUAGGGUCUGAAGCCCACCGAGCAGCUGGUCUGCCUUUUUAAAACGUAAUGUAGUAUAUUGGAAAUCAUCGCGUGCAAUGUCAAUGUACAUUCAUGGGGUUAAUUGUUUUGUCUUUACGUUAUUUAAAGACAAUUGAAUUAACCGUCUAAGAGGUUUUUGCAUUUUCUAAAGGCACGUUGAUUCACGUGCUUCUGUAUUGUUGCUACUAAAAUUUGUAAAAUUGUUACAAAAUUUGUUAAGAUGACAUCGAUUGAAUCGGAACAAAACAAAUGAUACAAAUAACAACGCUCAGCGUUUGAUCUCACCGAAAGCAUGUGCCUUAAUUAAUUGUAAUGCCAUUCAUCUAACGUGCGUGGUAUAUAGUGAAAACAAAAACCAUUAUACGGGCGCGAGUAUGAGAAAAAAAAAUGUAAUCGAGUUUCGUCGACGAGAUCAAAUUUUGUAUUUUAGUAUAUAAAUAUCUAUUUAGUUAGAAGAAUUUUUUGAGGAAAACCGUAUAUAUAAGCGAUAUCGAUAUUCGCUUUGGAUACUCGGCCGAUAACUUGCGGAUCAAGGACGGCUAAGAUUUUGUAUACUUUACAAAACGGGGACAGAAGGGAACGCGGAGGCAUAAAACAAGGGGAUCUAAUGUUAAAAUUAAAGUAACCGCUAAAUAUUUUGUAUAUAUCAUUUUUUUUGUACAUACGUAUAGUAAUAUGUAACGACCAUAUGUUAAACGAGCUACGUUAUAAAUAUGAAAAUAAACAAAAAAGAACCUACGUUUACGUAAAUUUACGCAUGCAUUAUGUAUAUGAAAUAAAAAAACAUUUGCCUGCGAAGCUAAAGCUAAGAGACAGUCCCGCAUGUUUUAUAUAUAUAUAUAUAUAUAUAUGUGCGCGCGCGCGUGUGUAUGUGUGUGUGUGUGUGUGCAAGAGAGAAAGAGUACACUGCAGCCUUAAACGCAAAUAUUGCAAAUGCGGAAAUUUUGAUGAUGCGUGCCUUACACGAAAGUCCUAUUGCGUUUAAGCUCCUGUUUAUAUGAUGAUAAUAAUAAUAAUAAUGAUAAUAAUAAUAAUAAUGAUGAUGAUGAUGAUGAUGAUGAUGAUGAUGAUAAUAAUAAUAAUGCUAACGGUUAUUCGACGAAUCGUAAAGGCGAGGCAUGUUCGCAUUGUACCGAGGUAUUAUUAAUGUUACAUUAUGCAUUAUUAUUACUGUAACUAUUAUUCUAAUAACUUUAAAUCGAAUAGUUUUUAUUGUUGCUAUUAUUUUUAUUAUUAUAUUAUCAUGUUAUUAUUAUUUUCAUUACUUUGAUUAUUAAUAAUGUAAUAUUAUUAUUGUAAUCAUUAUCGUGUAGCGUGUAAAAGUGCUAUGUAACAAAGGAAAAUAAGAUAAAUAUCGACGCUGAAAUGAUUUCAUGUCGAUAAAUUUGCGUACACUACUUGCUUUGUAAGUAAUGGUUUCCGUAUGACGGUAACAAUUUAAAGAAUAUACUGAAUGACGAAAAAA